Molecule: messenger RNA, 1437 nt
Organism: Pseudozyma hubeiensis SY62
Lineage: Eukaryota; Fungi; Basidiomycota; Ustilaginomycetes; Ustilaginales; Ustilaginaceae
Exons: 1
Coding region: 1-1437 (478 amino acids)
Source: RefSeq, a predicted model, not a curated record
AUGUCGAACCUCACCCCGACCACAGCACUCAGUUCGGCAGCAUCGACCGUCACACCGCAAGUGGCGUACCUUCGAACGCUCCCGGCAGUUCGCGAACGAUGCUCCAAGAUCUUCUCCGCCGCUGCGUCCUCGCCCACCUCUGGGCUCGAGUACUUCACCUACGACCCUGCCAAAGAAGAAGCGGUGGCCGACUACUGCAUCUCGAUCAUUCUACGGGAUUUCGGUACCGACUACAGCUCCAUCCCGCCCCACGGUCGGUGGCGGCACUUUGACGUUGGGUCGAUCCCACGCAUCACGACGCUUCUUAGCGAGUGGGCCGGUGUGCAGCCGAUCUCUGGCUCGCCGCAUUCUGCAGUGAAUGUGGAGAAGCUGGCGACGGGGAGUUUGGAAGCAGCGCGGAGGUUGGUCGAUCUGUUCAUGGUUUCCGUGCUGCUGGAUGCGGGUGCAGGGACAAAGUGGAAGUACGAGGAGAAGAAGACCGGGUUGAGCUACGGUAGGUCGGAGGGCCUGGCGGUUGCUAGUCUGGACAUGUUCAAGGAAGGUAGGUUCAGCAGUGAUGAGGGGGGCGAAAGGUAUAGGGUGGAUGCGAAGGGGUUGAAGAACCUGAGCGCAGAGGUGUUGGCGAUCGACAUGCAGGUGCAUCCGCACGACAACCCGAUGACCGGACUGGAAGGAAGAUCCAACCUGCUCGUCAAGCUCGGCGAAGCGCUCGAGUCGGAUCAGCAUGGGUUCUUCCAAGGUCCACCCGGUACGCCUCCAGGCGAACGAAGACCCGGCUUCUUGGUCGACUACCUGGCAUCGCACCCCACGACGACGAAAUCCGUUAAUGCGGUCGAGGUGUCCUACCCUGUGCUGUGGGAGGUGCUGAUGUACGGACUGGCGCCCAUCUGGCCCGCGUCCCGCACGCAUCUCGACGGAGUAGCCAUGGGCGACGUCUGGCCGAACGCCACGCUCGCCUCCCUCAACUCAACCCCGCUCGGCUCAGAACCAUCUCUCGUACCCUUCCACAAGCUCUCGCAGUGGAUGUGCUACUCCCUCACGGAAGCCGUCGAGAAGACGCUCGGUUGGCGCUUCGUCGAUGCGGAACACGGGACCGGUCUACCCGAGUAUCGGAACGGCGGUCUGUUCGUUGACCUCGGAGUCCUUACCCCCACCCAAGCUUUACUGGAUGCAAGUCGGGCCGGAGCCGACGCACCAGUGCCGGAGAUCCCCGCAGAACACCCCGCCAUCGUCGAGUGGCGCGCCAUGACCGUCAUCCUCCUCGACCGUACCGCCGUCAACAUCAGAACCAAGCUCGGGGCAUCUGAAGAACAGCUCAACUUGAAACAGGUGCUGGAGGCGGCUACCUGGAAAGGUGGAAGGGAAAUCGCUCAGCAGAAAAGACCCGCUACCGGAGGUCCUCCCAUCAACGUCCUCAGCGACGGAACCGUCUUCUAG